Colletotrichum siamense is the source of this 702-nucleotide messenger RNA. RefSeq lists its product as uncharacterized. Bases 1 to 702 code for a protein of 233 amino acids. The record is from RefSeq and is a predicted model, not a curated record. The transcript has 2 exons. Lineage: Eukaryota; Fungi; Ascomycota; Sordariomycetes; Glomerellales; Glomerellaceae.
AUGUCUCCCCCGGUCCUCCUCAUCCUCGGCGCAGGCUCCCGCGUCGGCGCCAGCAUCGCAAAGCACUUCUCCAGCGCAGGCUACUCCAUCGCCCUAGUCAGCCGCUCCGCUCCCUCCCCGCCGGCCGUCGACCCGUCGACCUCCUUCCUGCGCGUCCGCGCGGACCUGAGUGUGCCGGCGCAGGUCUCCGCCGCGUUCGCCGCCGUGCGGGCCCACUUCGGCGGCGCGGCGCCGCGGGUGGUGGUCUACAACGCGGCGACGGUCUCGCAGCCGCCUGACGCGGAGAACCUGCUGAGCCUCGAUAUAGGGACGGUCGAGGGCGAUCUGAGGGUGAACGCGCUGGGUGCAUAUGUGGCGGCGCAGGAGGCCGUGAAGGGGUGGACGGAGGCAGGGGAGGGGAGGGGCCGGUUUAUUAUGACGGGGAACCAUUUGAAUACGGGACCGUUGCCUGUUCCGUUUCUUUUGACGCUCGGGAUUGGGAAGAGCGCGGCGUGGUAUUGGGUUGGGGCUGCUGAUGGGUUUUUCAAGGGGAAGGGAUGGAGGUUCUUCUAUGCUGAUGAGAGGAAGGAGGAUGGAAGCGGGGCGGGCGGGGAUCUCGGGGCUGAAUCUCAUGGCAAGUUCUAUCUGGAGCUUGCCGACGGGGAUGUCGCGGCUUUGCCUUCUGAUGUCACUUUUGUUGAUGGCGAGUACAAGAAGUUCUGA